GGGGGGGGCUGGAAGACCCACGCCCGCCCGGGCUUUUUCCGCGAAAGCGCUCCCGACCGACCCCGCCGCCUCCCCUCCCUCCCCCUCCCCCGGUAAUUUAUUAGCCGCCCCGGCCAUGAAAAUGCUCCUGGUCCGCAAGUUCCGGGUGCUGAUCCUCAUGGUGUUCCUCGUCGCCUGCACCAUGCACAUCAUGAUCGACCUGCUGCCGCGGCUGGAGCGGCGGGGGACCGAGGGCCGCCCCGGCUGCUCCUGCCCGCCGCCCGCCGCCGCGCCGCCCCGCGCCGCCCCGCGCUGGCCCAGCAAGCACACGCUGCGGAUCCUGCAGGACUUCAGCGCCGAGCCGGGCUCCAACCUCUCCUCGCAGUCGCGGGAAGCGGCGGAGCGGGCGGCGGGCGGCGGCGGCGGCGGCGGCGGCGGUGGCGGCGGGGGGGCGGCGGCGGCGCGGACGCGGCGGCUGAUCGCCCCCGGGGCGCCGCGCCCGCCGCCCCCCGCCGCCGCCGCCGCCGCCGCCCCGCUGGCCGCCCUCUUCCAGCACCCGCUCUACCGCGCCGCCCUGCCCCCGCUCGCCGACGGCGACCUCCUCUUCAAUGUCAACAGCGACAUCAGGUUCAACCCCCGGGCGGCCGAGCAGCCCGAGUGGCAAAAUGAAGAUAAUGAAGAAUUUUUGCCAACUGGAGAAACCUCCAUAGACUCCUACCCAAACUGGUUAAAAUUCCAUAUUGGCAUUAAUCGGUACGAGUUGUAUUCCAGACAUAAUCCUGCAAUUGAGGCUUUACUACAAGACCUGGUCUCCCAAAAGAUAACCAGUGUUGCGAUGAAAUCAGGAGGCACCCAGCUGAAGCUGAUCAUGACGUUCCAGAACUAUGGACAAGCAUUGUUCAAACCAAUGAAACAAACCAGAGAACAAGAAACCCCACCUGACUUUUUUUAUUUCUCAGACUAUGAAAGACAUAAUGCAGAAAUAGCAGCAUUUCAUUUGGACAGGAUCCUGGAUUUCCGUCGCGUGCCACCGGUUGCAGGUAGACUGGUUAACAUGACGAGAGAAAUAAGAGAUGUUACUCGUGACAAGAAACUGUGGAGAACAUUUUUCAUCUCACCAGCCAACAACAUCUGCUUCUAUGGGGAAUGCUCCUACUACUGCUCAACAGAGCACGCCCUGUGUGGAAAACCAGAUCAGAUUGAAGGGUCUCUGGCUGCUUUCCUACCUGAUUUGUCUUUAGCUAAAAGGAAAACCUGGAGAAACCCUUGGAGACGUUCCUACCACAAGCGCAAGAAAGCAGAAUGGGAAGUUGAUCCAGAUUAUUGUGAAGAGGUUAAACAAACACCCCCGUAUGACAGUGGGACCAGAAUUCUGGAUAUAAUGGAUAUGACAGUUUUUGAUUUCCUAAUGGGUAACAUGGAUCGACAUCACUAUGAAACCUUUGAGAAGUUUGGAAAUGAAACAUUUAUUAUCCACUUAGAUAAUGGAAGAGGGUUUGGAAAAUAUUCCCAUGAUGAACUUUCCAUAUUGGUGCCUUUAAACCAGUGCUGCAGAAUAAGGAAGUCUACCUAUCUGCGAUUACAGUUGUUAGCCAAGGAGGAAUACAAACUCAGUCUCUUGAUGAAGGAAUCUUUACUAAAAGAUAAAAUAGCUCCCAUUCUCUACCAGCCUCACUUGGAGGCGAUGGACAGGCGGCUGCGGAUUGUCCUCAAGGCUGUUAGUGACUGUAUAGAAAAGGAUGGUUAUGACAAUGUGGUUGAAAAUGACUUUAACACUGAUGUUAACACUGUUACGACCGAGAGGUAGUGAAAUCGCAAGACUACGUUUUUACCAGCCAAGUAAAGAAGAUUCAAAGAGGAAAAAGAAAAAAAAAGUCUUGCAAAAGACUGUGUAUGCCACUUUGUGAAUUCAGUGAAUUCAGAAAUGAGAUAUAAUUGUUCCCAAAGUAGGUAAAGUGUAGACUCUGCAAAGGAUUAGUUCAUUAAGAAAAGUAAGUCUAACGUGAUGCUUUUCAUUAGUUCCUAAAGAGAGAUUAUGAAAAGAUUCAGAAAAUGCUCAUUGACAGACAACAGUCUGAUAGCAAAACGCCUCCUGUCCUUUUUGUAUAGAAAGGAGGCCUUUACUUAAUAUUUUGUAUUUAUAUAUGGUAUAUCUAUGAAACCCCAGACCUACCUACCAAAUUUAACUAAGAGGGAUGGCAUAGUUUUGUGACUCACACUUUAUUUGUGGUGACAGUCCACUUAGUAUUUUGUGUUAACCCUUUAAGUGCUCUAAUCCACUGUAUCUUAUUUAAAUUGAUGCUUUUUUUCCCCCAGCUACUCAGCAUUUAAAGGGUUAAGGCAUUAUGAACUUUUAAAGGCAAAAAAUAAUAAUUAUUAUAAUAAUAAUAAUGAAUACAGUGGUUACCAGAAGGGAAUUUCACUAAUUGUGCAUUGACAGGAAUACUUGAAUGUUGGUUUUACAAAGUGAUGUAAAAUGACAAGUUGUACUAUUUGUCCAUAAGGAGGUGGCAGCUCUUAUCUUUCUAGACUAUCAUAGCUGAGCUGCUACUUUUCAACUUUGCUUUUGAUAGUUUUGUGUAAAUAUAUACAUAUAUGGGUAAAAAGCUGCUUUCAGCAGCUCUAGGCUUACUUUUGCAGCAUUUUUGUGGAAUUGUUUGCAACGUGGUAAAAGUGCAAUAAAGAUAUGGCAAAAUGUGUA
This is a messenger RNA of Gymnogyps californianus (California condor), 2680 nucleotides long. It is a transcript of the gene FAM20C, whose product is annotated as FAM20C golgi associated secretory pathway kinase. Bases 116 to 1786 code for a protein of 556 amino acids. Lineage: Eukaryota; Metazoa; Chordata; Aves; Accipitriformes; Cathartidae. Gene Ontology annotation, cellular component: Golgi apparatus. Gene Ontology annotation, molecular function: protein serine/threonine kinase activity. Gene Ontology annotation, biological process: protein phosphorylation. The record is from RefSeq and is a predicted model, not a curated record. The transcript is spliced from 10 exons.